AGCUCCUCACAGCGCUGCCGCCUGGACCUCCACCCCGCGGCUCCGCUGACCUGAGGCUGCGCCACCUGGGCACUGGCCGGCGCUGUCCUCUGAGAGGCCUGGACCCGCGGGGCCACCGCAGCAGCCCAUGGGUCUGAGCCCCGGCGCCACGGGGGAGGGCGGGCUCCGCCUUGCGAGGUUACCCCGCUUCCGCCUCUCCUUGAGGACGGCGGAAGACUCCGAGGCAUCGCAGGCGCUGGCCCAGUUCUCACCCAAGCAGCCUCCGCAGGGCCCGACUGAGCAGGGCAGAAGCGCCCAGCAGGGGGAGAAGCCAGCUGCUACCCUGGAGACCACAGCCAAUGAGAAAGGAGAGUGCGAUGCAACACCCAAGCCUGAGGGGGCCGGCAAGUCAGUAAAGCAGGCUGCGGAGAGCAAACCAGCACCCCAACCCGGAGACCUGAUUGAGAUUUUUCGAAUUGGCUAUGAGCACUGGGCCAUCUAUGUGGAGGACGACUGUGUGGUCCACCUGGCUCCCCCAAGCGAGGAGUUCCUGGCGGGCAGCAUCACGUCGGUGUUCAGCAACCGCGCGGUGGUCAGGUACAGCCGCCUGGAGGACGUGCUGCACGGCUGCUCGUGGAAAGUCAACAACAAGCUGGACAGGACGUACCUGCCGCUGCCCGUGGACACCAUCAUCCAGCGCACGAAGAACAUGGUCAACAAGAUGGUGCAGUACAACCUGAUCGAGGGCAACUGCGAGCACUUCGUCACCGGCCUCCGCUACGGCGUGUCCCGCAGCCAGCAGGCCCACAGAGGGACUCAAGGAGGAGGCGUCCACGGAAGCCUGCAACUGUUCAGGCCAGCUGCGCCUUAACCUAGGAACAUCUCGCCCAAGAAAUACUUUCUUUUUAAAGUUAUGCAUCAAGUUAAAGCAGCCCCAAGUUAAAGCAUAAUCAGCAAGACCAGUUAUUUUGCUUUUCUACUUUAUAAAUACUAGAAAAUUUGAAUUUUUUAUAGUCACCGAUUUCAGUUGAAUUCUUAAAACAAUAUGGUCAGCCCCUGAGGGAGAGGAGGGAGUGAUCCUUGUGUUUGAAGAAUGUCACGGUGGGAGGCCUGAGAUUACGGCUGCAGAUGGGUAGUGCCAGGACGAACAGAAGUCACCCAAGGGCUCUCAUUGCUUGGGAGGCAGGAGGAGUGUGGAAGAGAGCAGGAUAGAGCCCCCAAAGCAUCUCACAUAAGAUCUUAGGGUCUCCCAAGAGCCUCUCUCCUGUUUGGAGAAAAUAGACCUACACAUGAAACUUCAUUUUCCCCUCCUCAUCCUUUCCUGGGUGAUUCAAACUGGACUCCCCAGCUGUUUCCUGGACGUGGGAAUCGGGGUGUGUCUUUGAUGGUUUUCCGUCUGCCUUUCCUGAGGGGUCUGUCUGCUUUGUGUGGGAGUUCUGGGUGCUGGUAGUUAGUGGAUGCCCUCACCCCUCCCCCUGCUUCCCCAAGUAACUCCCAUCACCCACAGAAACAGUCCCUAGUACUUCUCCCUUCAGUUUCUCGAUUCAUUAUAUGAUCUAGAUUUCUCACUUCACUUUCAACCACCUCUGUUAUGUAUUAAUGAUCCCUUUGGUCUGAAGAUGACUUUGAACUCACAGGCCAUGUUCAUCUAUAGCCAGAACAACACCGAUCCCCAUUGCCAGUGAGUGUUUGGUAACUGCCUCACAAAGGUCUCCUCCCUCCACUGCUUACCUUUCAGACAGGGACACACUCCUCUGGCGACUUUCCAGUUUGAACCCAGGGAGGUAGAGACCACCAGGAACACAUCAGGGCUUAUGUUCAUUUGUUCAUUCAACAAACAUUUUCAGUGUCGACCAAGUGCAAGCCCUGGCUCCCCUCACCUUUGCCUGAACCCACAAGCAGUGGUCAGGAAUGAGAAGAGGUCAGUGAGACGCUGUCACAGUGGAGUGUAGGGUGGAGGCCACCUCCUGGACAGCCAUUGCCCAUCUGAGAGCCAGAACAUACUUCGCACUGCAGAUGGGGGUGGGUGGGGCAGUUCCUUCCACUGCAGAUGGGGGGAGGGAUGGGGCAGUUCCAAAAGUGUUAUUAGAAACCUGUACACACAGGUCAAAACCACAAGGACACAUCAUCUCACACUUGGUCGAGUAGCACAGAUUAAAAGACCCCAACAACAAAGGUGGGAGGAUGCAGGGAAAGGGGAACCCUAUUCCACUGUUAGUGAGAAUGGAAACUGGUACAGCCAUUGUAGAAAACAAUCUGGAUUUACCUUAAGAAACUGAAAAUGAAAUCCCACUCUUGGGCACCUCUCCAAAGAAGAUACCCACUCAAAAACCUACAUGCGCUACAGCAUUUAUUGCAACACUAUAAGAGUGAGGCCUUAGAAACAUCCCAAGUGUCUGCCAGUAGGUGGUUGGAUCAAGAUGAUGUGGCGCAUCCACACAAUGGAAUUCUAUUCAGUCACAAGGAAAGGCGAAAUGAUGCCAUUUACAGCAAAAUGGAAGAAGUUCAGGGGACUUACGUGCAAUAAAGCAAAGCCGGAAUGACAAAGACAGAUAUUGGACACUUACAUAGUAGAUGACUAUACUUAUUAAAAUUGGUAGAUAUUAAUAAACAAUGAUGGGGGAGGGUAAAAAAAGAGACAACCUCCAGAAGGCGAUAAAACCUUUACAAAUCCUACAUCUGAAAAAAUAAAAAUGUAAAGAAACCCAAACCUGUACAGCUCCUUC
Molecule: messenger RNA, 2705 nt
Organism: Talpa occidentalis (Iberian mole)
Lineage: Eukaryota; Metazoa; Chordata; Mammalia; Eulipotyphla; Talpidae
Gene: PLAAT5
Product: phospholipase A and acyltransferase 5
Exons: 6
Coding region: 128-850 (240 amino acids)
Biological process (GO): N-acylphosphatidylethanolamine metabolic process
Cellular component (GO): cytoplasm
Molecular function (GO): A2-type glycerophospholipase activity; glycerophospholipid phospholipase A1 activity
Source: RefSeq, a predicted model, not a curated record